This is a messenger RNA of Apis florea (little honeybee), 5601 nucleotides long. Its product is annotated as potassium channel subfamily T member 2. NCBI's taxonomy places the organism in Eukaryota, Metazoa, Arthropoda, Insecta, Hymenoptera, Apidae. Gene Ontology annotation, cellular component: plasma membrane. Gene Ontology annotation, biological process: potassium ion transmembrane transport. Gene Ontology annotation, molecular function: intracellular sodium-activated potassium channel activity; outward rectifier potassium channel activity. The record is from RefSeq and is a predicted model, not a curated record.
AAAUUCUAUUCCAUUUUCGAAAUUCGUUUUUUUUUCCUAUUAAAAUCGUCUCAAUAUUUAACUGAAAUACAUCAUAUGUAUAUUCACACCAUAUUGCUAAAAUAUACUUAACCUAUAUUUACUAUACGCAUAAUCAACUAUUCGAAACAAAAGAUCGCAGAAUAAAGCAAGAAGAAAACAGUAAAAUGUACUCCAAAGAUAAAAGAUUUUAAUACGUCGUAAAAAAACCGCGAAACGAUCAUGAAAAUGAGCAGUGAUCCGCUAUUGAUCACAUAAAAUUUGACGAACGAACAAAAAGAAAGAAAAGGAAAGCAUAAAGGAAGCGUAACUCAUAGGCAAGGUGAAGCAAGAAUAACAGAUCGUGGCUGGCGAUUGUUUUGGGGCGUCUGCGCCUGGUGGUGCGAGAGAGGACCGACCAGCAGGAGGCGUUUAAGCCUUCGAGAUGCCAGUCGAUUCCGAACCGCCGCGCGGUUGAGGUUGAAUUCGAAUUUCUGGAGAGUCUCCUCGGUGUUGUGUGUUGAUUUUUGAAGAAAGAGAGAAAAAGAUCGAUUUAAUGGCCGUAAACUCGUCCGAUCAGAUGUUUUCCAUGUUUACUGGGGGCCUCUUCCGAUUCGGUCGUCAUUGGCUCCAAGAGAUGUCAAUGUACUUCUUCCGGUUGCACAACCUGCGCCGUCAGGCGGAGGAGGUACGAAAAAAGCGGCAGAAAGGAAAACCGAGCCAAAGCGGACAACGUGGGACCAAUACGGACCAAUCUCAGCCAACAGCCGGAUCCAUGCACUGUUGUAACAAGGUGCACAGGGGCCCGAGCAGGCUCUUUGAGCGUGCUCCGUUGCAGCCCAGCGAUUCCCUCGAUGAAAUCGCGUUUCAGAUACCAAGAGUUCGUGUCGAAUAUUACGUGAACGAAAACACAUUCAAGGAAAGACUUCAGCUGUAUUUCAUCAAAAAUCAACGUUCGAGUUUGAGGAUACGAUUGGCUAAUCUAUUCUUCAAGUUACUAACAUGCUUCUUAUACAUAUUCAGAGUCAUCACCGACAACGAUCCAACUUACGCAGCAUGUUACGGUUGCACACCAGGCAACAAGACCGAGUUCCUCGUGUCACAAAAUUUAACGGAAGAAGAGUUCCAGGAACAUCCGACCAUCAAUUGGGACGCGAUCUUAUGGGUGAGAAGGCCUUUGGAAUUGUGGGUCGUCCAGGUGAUCCUGGCAAUAGUGUCUCUUACGGAAGCGCUGCUACUCGCUUAUCUGGGUUACAAGGGAAACGUCUGGCAGCAGCUUCUCUCUUUCCACUUCAUCCUCGAGUUGGUCAACACAAUUCCAUUCACCAUCACGCUACUUUAUCCACCAAUGCGAAAUCUGUUCAUUCCGGUGUUCCUAAAUUGUUGGUUGGCGAAACAUUCUUUGGAAAAUAUGUUCAACGAUCUGCACAGAGCUAUGCAAAAAUCUCAAUCAGCUUUGAGUCAACAACUUAUGAUCCUUAGUGCUACGUUACUGUGCCUUGUCUUUACUAGCGUAUGCGGGAUCCAACACUUCCAGAGAGCUGGGCACAGGCAUCUAAAUUUGUUCCAAAGCACAUACUACGUUGUAGUGACAUUUUCCACAGUUGGUUACGGUGACUUUGUACCUGACAUUUGGCCCUCCCAACUUUACAUGGUCAUUAUGAUCUGCGUUGCUCUCAUCGUUCUGCCCACUCAGUUCGAACAGUUGGCAUUCACGUGGAUGGAAAGGCAAAAACUAGGUGGCUCGUAUUCCUCGCAUCGAGCGCAAAGCGAGAAACACGUGGUGGUAUGCAGUACAACGCUGCAAGCCGACACUAUCAUGGAUUUUCUAAAUGAAUUUUACGCCCAUCCCCUUCUACAGGAUUAUUACGUUGUAUUGUUGUCACCCAUGGAGUUGGACACCACGAUGAGAAUGAUUCUUCAAGUGCCCAUUUGGGCGCAAAGGGUAAUCUAUAUCCAAGGAUCCUGCUUGAAGGAUAGUGAUCUCACCAGGGCAAGAAUGAACGAAGCAGAGGCUUGUUUCGUUCUUGCUGCAAGGAAUUACGCUGACAAAACCGCUGCUGACGAGCACACGAUACUUAGAUCGUGGGCAGUGAAAGAUUUUGCACCAAACGUUCCUCAAUACGUUCAAAUCUUCCGUCCGGAGAACAAACUUCACGUGAAGUUUGCAGAGCACGUGGUAUGCGAAGAUGAGUUCAAAUACGCCCUUUUGGCGAAUAAUUGCACGUGCCCUGGUGCUUCAACCUUGGUUACUCUUCUACUGCACACUUCUAGAGGACAAGAGGGACAGCAGUCGCAGGAAGAGUGGCACAGGCUGUACGGUAAAUGUUCCGGGAACGAGAUUUAUCACAUUAUUCUAGGGGAUUCUCGAUUUUUCGGCGAAUACGAGGGCAAAUCCUUCACUUACGCCUCCUUCCACAGUCAUCGCAAGUACGGAGUGGCGUUAGUCGCGGUACGACCAGCGGAACUUCCAGAAUUUUAUGAAGACACAAUCCUCUUAAAUCCUGGUCCACGUCAUAUAAUGAAGAAGACGGACACCUGUUAUUACAUGAGCAUCACGAAGGAAGAGAAUUCGGCGUUCGUGGUGGCGAACAAUCAAACUGGUAGUGGGGCCGAGGGCGCGCAAGUAGUCAUUGAAACAAAGACAGACGGAAGUGGAAAUGCGAACAACAACUCGACCAGCAACACGACCAAUAAUAUCACAACUACGAUGAAUACCGGCGCUGGCACAACGACGACCACGACCACCAUCUCGACCAGCUGUACGAUCGCCGGUGGUGAUGGGAACGGUACUGCAAACAAGCCUGGUGCAAACGAGCACCAUCGUAAUUCCAACAAUUGUAACAAUGUGCUGAAAGAAACAGCUUGCUGCAGACAGGAGACGACUUGCACGGGGCCCCGUGGACAGAGCGUGCAACAGGGCACGCAAGCACACAGGGCCCCGCAGGUUAUUUUGCAGGUCCUUCCUAGCACGCCCACACCACUCGAACACCACAACAUACUCGCAUCCGAUGUCCACCAUCCAGGAGGAUUCGGUGAUUCGAGACAGUGUUUAAAGGAUGGAGGAUCUACACCACAGACACCAAUAACCGGAAACCAUUUGGACGUUCCACGAUCCAUUGAACCGAAUCCCAACCUACUCAGUCCCGAAAUUCUUACCCAAAGAAGAGGGAGCAGAAGACCAAGCAUCUUACCAGUCCCAGACAUGUUGACGAGUUCAACCCUGCAUCUUCCUGGUCAAGAGUCAUUGGAUCACGAGGGUGACGAGUCGGAGGACGAGAUGGAUGACGACGUUCCUUGGAGAUCGCCCAGCGAGAAAAUAGCUUUCAAAGGGAUCGUUAAGGGAUUUCCACCAGUUUCACCCUUCAUAGGCGUAUCACCAACAUUGUGCUAUCUGUUAAAAGAAAAGAAACCAUUAUGUUGUCUUCAGCUUGCACAGGUGUGCCAGCAUUGUACCUACAGGAACGCCAAAGAGUACAAUUGGCAGAACAAGACCAUUAUCUUGGCAGCUGAUUACGCUAGCAAUGGGAUCUAUAACUUCAUAAUUCCUUUGAGAGCUCAUUUUAGAUCAAAAACAUCAUUGAAUCCAAUCAUUCUUCUGUUGGAACGAACACCGGAAAUUGCGUUUCUCGAUGCUGUAUCCUAUUUUCCUUUGGUAUACUGGAUGCGAGGAACUAUCGACUGUUUAGACGAUCUUCUUCGCGCUGGUAUCACUCUCGCAGAGAAUGUGGUGGUCGUAAACAAAGAACUUAGCAAUUCUGCUGAGGAAGAUACCUUGGCUGAUUGUAAUACAAUCGUAGCAGUUCAAACGAUGUUCAAAUUCUUUCCUAGCAUAAAAAGCAUAACCGAGCUCUCACAAUCGAGCAAUAUGCGUUUCAUGCAAUUCAGGGCACACGACAAAUACGCUCUUCAUCUCAGCAAAAUGGAAAAGGUAUCUUUUCCUGUUGUUCUUGAUACUAAUUCUCAUCACUUUUCGAAGAACACGUAUUCAAGAACACAAUUUGAUCUUUCGAGAGAAAAGGAAAGAGGUUCCCAUAUAUCUUAUAUGUUCCGAUUGCCUUUCGCGGCUGGUAGUGUCUUCAGUGCCUCCAUGUUGGAUACACUUCUUUAUCAAGCAUUUGUAAAAGACUAUAUGAUAACGUUUGUAAGAUUGUUAUUGGGAGUGGAUCAAGCGCCAGGAUCUGGUUUCUUAACAUCGAUGAGAAUCACAAAGGAUGACAUGUGGAUAAGAACUUAUGGCAGACUUUAUCAAAAACUUUGUUCAACGACAUGCGAGAUCCCUAUUGGGAUUUACAGAACUCAAGAUACUACUGUUUCAGAUACGUCACACGGCGACUCAGACGCGGAGAGCGAUGCCGGUGUCGGUGUGACGUACAAGGUGCGUAAUUCGGCGGCAGGUUCGUGCCUAGCGAAUUGCGCCACUCGCGACAAAGGUGCCUCAGCCUAUUCGGUGAGCCUUGGCGAUGAAGCGCGAGACAACCACGCCCAGCAGAUCGAGAGAGCAGAGAUCGCCAAUUUAGUACGUUCCCGAAUGGAGUCUUUGAAUUUGCCGGUAGCCGACUACGAUGAUGUCUCCGAGAAACGAAACAACCUAUCCUAUGUGAUUAUCAAUCCCAGCUGUGACCUGAAGCUCGAAGAAGGCGAUAUAGUGUAUUUGGUGCGACCAAGUCCGUUCUCGGCGCAAAAGACCUUCGAGCGACACAAUUCCAGACGGAAGAGCAACAUCAGUUUCUGUUCAGCUCAGUUGGUAUCGCAGAUGAGUGCAGCUGUAGCUUCAGCCGGAUUGCCAGGCGCUGGAGCGGGAAGUCGUCGAGGAUCGGGAAUAGGUCUGCCUAGGGCGCCUCCAUUGAGCACCACAAAAUCGAAUUCUUUAUCCUUACCAGACAGCCCAACGGUAGCUGGUACUCUACGUGGUCGUUCCAAUUCGUUAAGAGUGGUCGACGACAUUCUUCUGAGACGCAGCAACUCGUUGAGGCAAGGAUUGACGAUGAGUAGAAGAAAAAGCAGUCUGGAGGAUAUAGGUCUAGGUGCAUUAUCCCAUCCGUCAAACCACAACCCGAUCAAAAUAGCACUGAAUGGCUCUAUCGGUCUGGAAGUGACGCCGCCAGAGGAAGGUUCUCAAAUAGGUGGCGCCAGCAACACUGGAAUAUUAGACGUUGGCCUGCCAUCUAUGCCGGAACUAACUGCUGCCCUCGGAUCUAACAUCGAUCCUUGUUUAGGCGGAUCUUUAGGCGGAUUAUACGAUCCACCAAUCCUCCAGGGCCCAUUAGGAUCACAGUCGCCUCAAAUCCAAGGUGGUACGCAGGAUCCUCAGCAUAUACAAGGGACAAUCGUAUGAUAUAACCUUAUGUGGGGACGCAGGCUCUCCGGCGUGGUGCGAAACAAAUGGCUGUAGCGUUCCCACAUGACACGUCAAAAUCACUAGGUGGGAUAUUGUCUCUCAGCAUUCUGAUUGUCGACGAUUUUGGUGGGACUGAAAGAUGGUAGUGACACGAUGAUUAUAUAAUGAUCGUAAUAAGAAAGCGGCCGGAGAGCAAGGUGUUUCAGUGAUACGUAUCGAUGACUGUGACGAAAUAAAUGAACACGAAGAAUGAACUGUUUAAA